Penicillium brevicompactum is the source of this 3147-nucleotide messenger RNA. RefSeq lists its product as uncharacterized. NCBI's taxonomy places the organism in Eukaryota, Fungi, Ascomycota, Eurotiomycetes, Eurotiales, Aspergillaceae. The coding region runs from base 1 to 3147 and encodes 1048 amino acids. The transcript has 2 exons. The record is from RefSeq and is a predicted model, not a curated record.
AUGCGACUUCGAUCAAACCACGUUCUCGAGCCUGUGGCCGAAUGGGAGCAGACACGUCGCCGCCAUGUGCGAGCCUCGUCAGCUCAGUCGGAAUCCGAGUCGGAACCCCAGCCAGAACCCCAGCCAGCACGUCGUCGCCGUGGCGCGCGGAGCGUGUCAACCCAGCCUGAGACUCAGCAAGAAUCUCAGCCAGCAACUCGCCGACGGAACACCCGUGGCUCAUCGGCUCAGCCUGAAGCCCAGCCAGAGCCCCAGCAGCCGGCAAGUCGGCGCCGCACCACGCGUGGCUCAUCAGCUCAGCCUGAAGCCCGGCAAGAUCUCCAGCCGGCUCGCCGCCGUAACACGCGUGGCGCCUCAGCUCAACCCGAACCCCAGCGUGAGCCUCAGCCGGCCACCCGCCGCCGCAACACGCGCGGCUCCUCAGCGCAACCUGAACCCCAACCUGAGCCUCAGCCGGCAACCCGCCGCCGCCGCAACACACGUGGCUCCUCAGCCCAGCCAGAGUCUCAGUCAGAACCCAACGAGCAAGUACUGUCAACUCCAGCCAGACAGGCCCGCAGAGGGCGGGCUGCCAACAAAGACAAGUCCGACUUGGUCACCAAUCUACUAGAGUUAGUUUCAUCCAGCCCCGCACUCUCCCCAUUGGUUUCCCAUUCCGGAUCUCCCAUCGCGGUCUCCCUGACCGUGGUGUCUACGCCUGUUGCCUUCUUGUCCCCAAUCCCGGAGGUCUCUUCGGCACCAGCGACCCCAGCCACCCCAUCCCCAGCGGGUGGUAUAUUUGAUACACCUACGGUGUCGGUGAUGGAAGAGGAGGACGUGUUUUUCACACCUCUUGCGCCGACACCCCAGAAUGUGGUUUUGAGCUCAUUUGUGUCGACACCGGAAGAUGUCUUUUACACCCCCGUUGGGCCCACCCCUACCAGUACCUCCUUCGUGCCAUCCGGACCCCUUGGACCCCCUGGACCCCGUUUUCAAAAACCCCAAAACCGCAUGUAUACUGAUCUAUGGCUUCCCAGAAUCGAGCCAACCGAGACAACCCUUGCGGUCAUGACCUCGGAGGACCCCGAAAUGAGACGUAGGUCAACCCGGCCAACCCGGCGACGCCAUAGAUUGCCGCCCCUGUACUAUGGCUCAGCCGCUACGCUGCUUGUGCGCAAGCCCAACAGCAACCCGCUGACACGUACCCAAGAUGGAAACAGGAAACGGACCCGAACCACCGAAGACGAGACCCCAGCCAAACGCUACAAACCUGCACCAGUGAUAACUCCUGGUGGUUCGUUGAUUCGUGCCCGUGGCAGUUCCCGAACCACCUAUGCGGACCGCACCCGACGACGCCAAGCCGAAAUUGGUGGUCGAAUUCAUUCCACAAUGUUCCGUGUCCCUGAAUAUCUAGCGCAGCGAGAUGCAGAUGCGAGGUCCGCCUCCCUCCCCCAAGAUAAUGACACGCAUGAACAGACUCCCACUCCCGAGGAAAGUGCUCUCCCCCGCGAAACCCCCGUCCCUGCCACGCCCAUACGGGCAAACACCCCUGGAUGGGGCCGAUGGGUGUUUGACAGUGUGUCUCGACGAUGGACGGGCAUUUUGGGACGACCCAAUGUGCCACAGGCAGCAGAUGCUUCGCACCGUAUGUACCUAAAUAUCCUUUCACCCAUCUCAAUGACUAACAUCUCAUUAGCUGCCGAGCGUGAGCAACAGCACACGCAAGCUGAAACUAGCCAGCAGCAUGGUCAUUCCAGUCUCACUGCAGUCUCAUCCUCUGUCCCUGCAGGCACGUCCACAACUUCGCCCGUCCGCGGAUCCCCUGCUCCAGUGGCCUCGGCGAGAACAGAUUCACACCAAGCACCCACUGUGCCUCCGCGCAGGAGAUAUAAUAACUACGAUCUUUUCAGCGCUGGUUAUUCCGAGGAGCAGCGCGCUCGUUGGCUUAUCAAUGUACCACCCGCCCCCACCGCCCCUGCGACUACUGCGAUCGAUUCCUCAACCACACAAUCCGCCCCACAGUCUUCUCGCGCAGCACAGCCUGAAACGCCAACUGCCUCUAAGCGCAAGCGGCAGCCAACCCCUGACAAAAUCCCCAACCCCCCAGGGUGUAGCUACGGGUUGCACGAUGAUUAUUUCAUCUACGACGAUGAAGAUUGGGAAGCGAAUGAGAAAUACAACGAACAACACCCAAAAAUUACACCCACCAGGGCCGGGGCCAGUGAAGACCCAGAUACCGAGAAACGUUCCUCCAAGAGAGUGCGCAUUAAAAGCCCGGCAAACUCCAACCAAGCGACUAGCCCAAGAAAAAUGGGCUCGAGAAGAUCGCGUGCUGAACGUCCGGCAAAUUUCAACUGGUCGGGUCACUUUGAGGUUCCAUAUUCCAGCUCUGAGAGCUCCAGCUCGACGCGCACCAGCCCUGCGAGCCAAUCUCAGACCCCAGGUCCAUUCCCCAGCAGUCCGGGUCCAUUCCCCAGCAGCCCAGCAGCUACACCAAGAGUGAAUGCCUCGAGAAGAGAGCGGGUUGAACGUCCGGGCCCCUCUGAGGCUCCCUAUUCCAGUCCUGAGAACUCCGGCUCCAUUGCCAGCAGCCCACUCGAUCUUCCCGCGCCAAACACACGCUCAUACCAUACCACUGUUGAAAGCGUCGAAGAUGACCACUCAUCCUUCCGCGACGAGAGCCCAAAGACCAUUGGUGGAGCAGAACCCCCCAAGGCCGAGAAAGACCUUGGACCUCUCCAAAAGGCCCGUGACCAGGCCGAACAAUACAAACCCAAGACGCCAAGCCGUCUGCGCGCUGCUCACCGGUUCUCAAGCAGUAAUACCAGUUAUGCUACCAGCCGGUCUCCGUUUGUACGCGAGCUGGAGUACGUUUCUACUGAAGCUGUUCGCCGACGUAUGAUGAGAGAGACCUCUCUUGCUAAGGCAUGCCCGAGUGGCGAUAUGAAUCAGAUCAGGUGGCCAGAAAAUGACACCUGGGAGAACCGCCUGCGGGGUGGGCUCACUCGGGAGGUUGUGGCGUACAACCGCCGAACUCAACGACACAACCUUCUUUCGCCAGCCAAGCUGGAAGAAUUUGACCAGCGUUAUCAUGAAGCACUUUCCCGCAGGCGCUUGGAAAACAACUACAAACCCAGUUUGUGGAGUCAGCGCCAGCUUGUCAAAUAA